AUGUCACUGCGGCUGUGGCGUAACUUAAUGAAGGCUACUGCACGACGAAGGCGCAAAAGCGCGAUAGCUUGGGUCAUCGUAGCGAAUCACUUGGGAUGGGGAGGUAGUAAGCAAAAGAAUUGUUGGGCGAUUUUUCUUACAUUCAUUAUUGUAGGAAUUAUUGCCGAGUUUAUGGACCAUCCAUUGUGGCAACCAUUAGGCAAACUGUCUUAUUGCGGGUACAUUGUGCACUUCUUUUUUAUUUCAUAUGUUUUCAAUCUAGAUGAUCGACCAUCACAUUUUGUUUCGAUUUGGCGCACGGUAGGAGCUGAAGACAACACGACUCUUUUGAUUCGUUGCUUUCAGUACAUACAUUGGGGUAUACCAACAGUUGUUGUAUCAUACGUGUUCGCUUUCUUUUGGAGCUGCCUCUUCGAAGUGCCUAUCAUAAGACUGGAAAGGAUGUUGACUGCAGGUAUAACACCAAAGAAAAGUCCUGCUCCUCCCAAGCAAAUUGCACAGUAA
Molecule: messenger RNA, 504 nt
Organism: Cylicostephanus goldi
Lineage: Eukaryota; Metazoa; Nematoda; Chromadorea; Rhabditida; Strongylidae
Source: the annotation of a GenBank genome assembly